AUGGACAGAUGGACAUGGCACGGACACGGCAUGGACAGACAGAUGGACGGACACGGCUGGACAGAUGGACAUGGCUGGACAGAUGGACACGGCACGGACGGACAGAUGGACACGGCGUGGACACAGCAUGGACAGACGGACGGACAGACACGGCUGGACAGAUGGACACAGCACGGACACGGCAUGGACAGACGGACGGACGGACACGGCUGGACAGAUGGACAUGGCACGGACAGACGGACACGGCACGGACACAGCACGGACAGAUGGACACGGCACGGAUGGACGGACACAGCAUGGAUGUGGGAGGGACAGGGACGGGGACAGCGCCGCACCGGGACCCGCCUGACCAACACCCACGGACAGACGGACACGGCAUGGACAGAUGGACACGGCACGGACAGACGGACACGGCAUGGACAUGGCUGGACAGAUGGACACAGCAUGGACAUGGGAGGGACAGGGACAGGGACAGGGACAGGGACAGGGACAGGGACAGGGACAGGGACGGCGCCACACCAGGACCCGUCUGAUGGACACCCACGGACAGACGGACACGGCAUGGAUGGACAGAUGGACACGGCUGGACAGAUGGACACAGGAUGGACAGGGACGGGCCAUGGACACCCAGAUCCACCUGAGGGACAUCCAGGGUGGACACAGGGUGGACUCAGGACAAGGACAAGGACAAGGACAGGGGACAGGGAUGGUCCCUGGCGGUGCCCUGGGAAGGCCCCGUGGAGGCCCCCGCAAUGUCCCGGAGCUCGCAGGAUGGGCAGUGGCCGGACAGAGCCACGGCCCCGGGGUCAGUUCAGGCCCGGGGGUCAGUUCGGGCCUUGGGGGUCAGUUCAGGCCCCAGGGGUCAGUUCGGGCCCGGGGUCAGUUCAGGCCCCAGGGGUCAUUCGGCCCCAGGGGUCAGUUCGGGCCUGGGGGGCUGCCGCCAUGAUGGGUAUGGCGGCCGCCAUGAUUGGUGUGGUGACCGCCAUGAUGGUUGUGGCAGCCUCCAUGACAGGAGUGGUCGCUUCACCGUCAGGCCAGGCCGUGUCUCCCGGACUAACGGGACACGCCCCCGCCCCACGGGUCCGUCCCGGCCGCUCCGGAGCCGCCACAACCCCGGUACCGGCGCCUGAAGCGCCGCCCUGCCCACACUCAAGAUGGCGCCGCGCUCUGAGUCCUCACAGGACCCCUCAACAUGGCGGCGCCCAUCGCUGCGUCAGUGACGUCAUUCUAGUUCCGGCACGGGCCGGAAGUGGCGCGGCCAUGGCGGCGCGGAGCUCCCGGGGCUGGUGA
Vidua macroura (Pin-tailed whydah) is the source of this 1290-nucleotide messenger RNA. Its product is annotated as putative per-hexamer repeat protein 5. The transcript is spliced from 4 exons. The coding region runs from base 1 to 1290 and encodes 429 amino acids. The record is from RefSeq and is a predicted model, not a curated record. NCBI's taxonomy places the organism in Eukaryota, Metazoa, Chordata, Aves, Passeriformes, Viduidae.